This is a messenger RNA of Arachis ipaensis, 1501 nucleotides long. RefSeq lists its product as uncharacterized. Gene Ontology annotation, molecular function: RNA binding. Lineage: Eukaryota; Viridiplantae; Streptophyta; Magnoliopsida; Fabales; Fabaceae. The record is from RefSeq and is a predicted model, not a curated record. Gene Ontology annotation, biological process: positive regulation of mRNA splicing, via spliceosome. Gene Ontology annotation, cellular component: nucleolus; precatalytic spliceosome.
ACAGUGACAAAAGAAGAUACUCGUCUCGCAGGCCCUUCUCCCUCUCCCACUGUUGGUCGCGGCGGCACUCUCUUCCUCCUCCGUGGUCCUAUAUGACGACUCGAAUAGCGCCAGGUGUUGGCGCCAACUUGCUUGGCCAACACUCUGCUGAGAGGAAUCAGGACGCCACCGCCUAUGUCGGCAAUCUCGACCCCCAAGUUCCCGAGGAGUUGCUCUGGGAGCUUUUCGUUCAGGCUGGCCCUGUCGUUAAUGUCUAUGUUCCCAAGGACAGAGUCACUAACCAGCACCAGGGAUAUGGAUUUGUUGAAUUCCGUAGUGAAGAAGAUGCUGACUAUGCCAUCAAGGUGCUUAAUAUGAUUAAACUUUAUGGCAAGCCAAUUCGUGUAAAUAAGGCAACCCAAGAUAAAAAGAGCUUGGAUGUGGGGGCAAACCUUUUCAUUGGCAAUCUUGAUCCUGAUGUAGAUGAGAAGCUCUUGUAUGAUACUUUCAGUGCAUUUGGAGUUAUUGUUACUAAUCCAAAGAUUAUGAGAGAUCCUGAUACCGGAAAUUCCCGUGGUUUUGGCUUCAUUAGCUAUGAUUCAUUUGAGGCAUCUGAUUCAGCUAUUGAGGCAAUGAAUGGGCAAUAUCUUUGCAAUCGCCAAAUUACAGUGUCAUAUGCUUACAAAAAAGACACUAAAGGGGAACGGCAUGGCACGCCAGCAGAAAGAGUUUUGGCUGCAAGCAAUCCCACUGCGCAGAAGAGUAGGCCUCAUACGAGAUUCGCCAGUGCACCUCCAACACUCGCCAAUGUUGCUCAGGCUAAUGGUACCGUUGCUGUUCCGGUACCUCCUCACCCCUUUGGUAAUGGAGUUGCUCCACCCCCCAUUCCUGCCCUCCGACCACCACCACCACCCCCUCAAGCCGCAGCAUUUCAGCCUAUGCCAGGAGCUGGGCAACCAACAUGGCAUCAACAACAGCCCGGACUCCCGCCUGGAAUGCCCCCACCUCAGGUCCAGCAGUUCCGGCCACCUCCAUCUGGUAUGCCAAUGCCACCACCUCCACCACAAGCUGUUUCGGCUCUUCCACCACCAACAGGAAUGGUAAGUCAACCACCUGUUUGGCGACCACAACCACCCCCACCGCAGCAACAGGGUGGACGACCUAUGGCAUAUGCUCAACCCUCAAUGCCUCCACCUUCCUAUAGCCAGAUGCCACCACCUCAAUGAAGGAAUUCAAACCCUUUUGGAAGGAUCCAGGGUCCUAUUAUAUUGAAUUUCGCCACUGAUUUUUAGCGUUAUGUUUCUUAAUUAAUGUGGUAUUAGAUACAGUUGCUAUCGGCAUCCUUGACACUAGGACAGUUAACAAUAUAAUUAGAGUCCAAAGGAGAGAUGCUCAACUCUUUAGCCUUGGGUUUGAUAUUGUUUUUAAGUAACUAAUUUUCCAGAGUUCUUUCAAGCUAUGGUGAAUUGUGAAGGUGAAUGAAAAAUAGGAAGGAAAUAUCCAAUCUGGCCUGUUUUAUUUC